Spea bombifrons (plains spadefoot toad) is the source of this 1804-nucleotide messenger RNA. It is a transcript of the gene SSBP2, whose product is annotated as single stranded DNA binding protein 2. The record is from RefSeq and is a predicted model, not a curated record. Gene Ontology annotation, cellular component: nucleus. The coding region runs from base 89 to 1252 and encodes 387 amino acids. Lineage: Eukaryota; Metazoa; Chordata; Amphibia; Anura; Pelobatidae. Gene Ontology annotation, biological process: positive regulation of transcription by RNA polymerase II. Gene Ontology annotation, molecular function: protein binding; single-stranded DNA binding. The transcript is spliced from 18 exons.
GCUGGUGGUGUCGCUAUGGUGACGGGGUUGUUCCUGGGGAGGCUGUGAUCGGUUGACAGGUGUGUGACAAUCGGAGCUUUUUGCAAGCAUGUACGCCAAAGGCAAGAGUAACAGCGUACCGUCCGACAGCCAGGCCAGGGAAAAGUUAGCAUUAUAUGUUUAUGAAUACCUGCUACACGUGGGGGCACAGAAAUCCGCUCAGACUUUUUUGUCAGAGAUACGAUGGGAAAAAAAUAUCACAUUAGGGGAGCCUCCGGGAUUCCUGCACUCCUGGUGGUGCGUGUUUUGGGAUCUUUACUGUGCAGCGCCAGAAAGACGGGAAACCUGCGAGCAUUCAAGCGAAGCAAAGGCCUUUCAUGAUUACAGCGCUGCAGCUGCCCCCAGUCCAGUUCUAGGAAACAUUCCUCCAGGGGAUGGAAUGCCAGUAGGCCCCGUCCCUCCCGGCUUCUUCCAGGGCCCUCCAGGUUCACAGCCAUCACCACACGCACAGCACCUACCUCACAACCUCAACAAUUCCAUGAUAGGACCCCACAGUCAGCCUUUCAUGUCUCCUCGGUAUCCUGGCGGAGCAAGGCCUCAUUUAAGAAUACCCAACCAGGCACUUGGGGGUGUUCCAGGAAGCCAGACAUUACUCCCCAGCGGGAUGGACCCAUCAAGACAGCAAGGGCAUCCAAACAUGGGUGGGCCAAUGCAGAGAAUGAGUGGCCCUAGAGGAAUGGUUCCCUUAGGGCCACAGAGUUAUGGAGGAGGAAUGAGGCCGCCACUGAAUGCCCUUGGUGGUCCAGGGAUGCCAGGAAUGAACAUGGGUCCAGGAGGUGGCAGACCAUGGCCUAAUCCGGGCAACGCCAAUUCAAUACCCUACUCGUCUGCGUCUCCUGGGAAUUAUGUAGGUCCUCCUGGAGGUGGUGGCCCCCCGGGAACACCCAUCAUGCCAAGUCCAGCAGAUUCAACAAACUCUGGUGAAACUAUGUAUACGUUAAUGAAUGCAGUGCCUCCUGGAGCCAACAGACCCAAUUUUCCCAUGGGGCCCGGCUCAGACGGCCCAAUGAGUGGAUUGGGUGGAAUGGAACCGCACCACAUUAAUGGUUCAUUAGGCUCAGGGGACAUGGACAGUAUUUCCAAGAACUCUCCAAAUAACAUGAGUCUUAGUAACCAGCCUGGCACACCAAGGGAUGACGGAGAAAUGGGAGGAAAUUUCUUAAACCCUUUUCAGAAUGAGAGUUAUUCUCCUAGCAUGACAAUGAGUGUGUGAUUCAUCAUCUAGUCCCAUCAUGAAGACCGCAGUGAGUCAGCCCUCUUCACAGAUCGACCAUGGAAGAGAACCAUCCAUCAACGUACAGUUUAAAUCAAGGAUCCGUCUCCCCAGCGCACAGACCUUUUCUUUAUGUUGCCAUGCACCCAAUUUUGUGAAGACGCGGGUCCAAACCUAAACUUGAGCAUCUGUAAAGAGUGGCAUAUGUAAGAAUUGCCCUAAACCGAACUGCAAUUUAUCAUCUGUACAUAUAUAUAAAUAUAUAUAAAUAUAUAUAUAUUCCCACAGGACAUUGUAAAAGGAUAUUAUCACAUGCCAUCUUAAGUAGCGAGACAUAGAGACUUUUAUUCCAUCUUGUUUUUAUUUUAUUAUUUUUUUCUCCACGUUUACAUUUUAAUUAUAAAAUGUUGCAUUUUCUCCCUGAACUAUUUUGUGCUGUGUAUAUCACUGCUUAAUAAGUUAUUUUUUAAGGUAAACUCAAAUGUUGUUCUGGUUUUGUAAAUGUCUGCAAUCAUGGAUAGGAAUAAAAUGCUUAUGAGUGCUUUUAUUAAA